CUCACUCGGCUAUUUCAUUUCCUGCUUGUGAUGUUAUGGCGGAGAACACCGAGAACAACUCCAGAGCUGAAGAAUCUGAAGCAAAUGUAUAUCCUACUAUAGCACAGCUUCAAAGUCUCUUGGACAGCAGACGAACCUCUUCCACUCACCGUGUGGAUGAAGUGUGGCCAAACCUCUUCUUAGGAGAUUUGAACACUGCCAAUAACAGGUAUGAACUGUGGAAGCUAGGCAUCACACAUGUGCUAAAUGCAGCUCAUGGACGAAGGUAUUCUGAAGGCAAUUCUGACUUUUAUGGGGCAAGCAUCAUAUAUUAUGGUGUGCCAGCUAAUGAUGUGCCCGAGUUUGAUAUGAGUAAAUAUUUCUAUUCGGCAUCAGAAUUCAUUCACAAAGCAUUGACCACACCAGGAGCCAGGCUUCUGGUACAUUGUGUUGUUGGUAUCAGUAGAUCUGCAACUCUGGUUCUGGCUUACCUAAUGAUCCAUCAUCAUCUCUCCCUUGUUGAAGCCAUUCGCACAGUACAGAAGAACCGCUGGAUAUCCCCCAACAAAGGUUUUCUUCGGCAGCUUCUACACCUGGAUGAAGAACUCUGUCAGAUUAGAGAAAACCAGACUAGAUUAGAGACAAACCAGCACGAAGGGGGAAGAAGUGAACAGAAGAGAGCAUAACCUACAUUUUUUAGCAUGAUUACAUUUAUUCUAUUCAAAUGCUGGACAGCUUUAGUUUUUUUUUUUAUUAUUACAUUCUACUUUAUUAUGGAUAAAAAAUUAGUGCUUAUUAUUUUUGUGACCAUUGGUCUUCUAAAAUUUUCAUUUUUCACUGCCUUUACAUACUGCUUUUUACUGAAAUCUAUAUUCAGUAUCCUGUCUAAGGCUACUUUGAAAUCUGCAUUUUUGCUGGAACCGUCAUGGAUCAGAAAAAAUGCUUGAACGGAUCUGGUUGUAGGUGUAUUAUCUCUAAAAUAGCCAUGACGGAUCUGGCACUAAAACAAUUGUAAGUCAAUAGGGGCCGGAUCCAUUUUCUUUCCGAGAAAACUUACAUGCUUGCAGAUGCUUGCGAUUUUCACGCAGCCCCAUUCACUUCUAUGGGGCCGGUGCUGCGUGAAAAACGCCCAAAAUAGAGCUUGCUGCGAUUUUCAUGGAAUGCACAAAUGAUGCGUGAAA
Molecule: messenger RNA, 1160 nt
Organism: Bufo gargarizans (Asiatic toad)
Lineage: Eukaryota; Metazoa; Chordata; Amphibia; Anura; Bufonidae
Gene: DUSP13B
Product: dual specificity phosphatase 13
Exons: 3
Coding region: 36-665 (209 amino acids)
Biological process (GO): negative regulation of MAPK cascade; protein dephosphorylation
Cellular component (GO): cytoplasm
Molecular function (GO): protein tyrosine/serine/threonine phosphatase activity; MAP kinase phosphatase activity
Source: RefSeq, a predicted model, not a curated record